AUGAGCCGGAUUGAUAAAGAGAAAAAUAGCAAAAUGGCUGGCAGGAUUCCACACCCCACACUGAAGGGACCGAGCGUCGUGAAGGAGAUAGUCAUCGGGAUGGCGCUCGGCUUGGUCGCGGGUGGCUUUUGGAAGAUGCAUCACUGGAACGAGCAGAGGAAAGUAAGGGCAUUCUACGACAUGCUUGAGAAGGGCGAAAUCAGUGUCGUCGCCGAAGAAUAG
Molecule: messenger RNA, 222 nt
Organism: Linum trigynum
Lineage: Eukaryota; Viridiplantae; Streptophyta; Magnoliopsida; Malpighiales; Linaceae
Source: the annotation of a GenBank genome assembly